This is a messenger RNA of Salpingoeca rosetta, 1166 nucleotides long. RefSeq lists its product as uncharacterized. Gene Ontology annotation, biological process: proton transmembrane transport. The transcript has 6 exons. The record is from RefSeq and is a predicted model, not a curated record. Gene Ontology annotation, cellular component: proton-transporting V-type ATPase, V0 domain. Lineage: Eukaryota; Choanoflagellata; Craspedida; Salpingoecidae. Gene Ontology annotation, molecular function: proton-transporting ATPase activity, rotational mechanism. Bases 177 to 806 code for a protein of 209 amino acids.
UGACAAUUGACCAAAGCUUUUCACAAUAUUUCUGCAACAACUUUGGAGGCCGCAAACCCACCACGCACACCACCAUCAAAUACAGAGCAACCCACAUUCACACACACACACACACACACACACACACACACACACACAAACACACACACACAAACACACCCCGCACCGCUCGCACCAUGGCCAUGUCAGCCGUCUCCACGGCCACAUGGGGCGUGAUCAUCACCGUCUCUGCCCUCUUCAUCGGCGUCGCAACAUGGAUGACCAUCACCCGGCAGUCGUAUCGCUUCACCCUUGAUGACUUCUUCUUGACCACCUCGCCUUACUUGUGGGCGUCACUUGGCGUUGGCCUGGCCAUCUCCGUGUCCGUCGUGGGCGCCGCAUGGGGCAUCUUCCUCACGGGCUCUAGCAUCCUUGGCGGUGGCGUGAUGGCUCCUCGCAUCAAGACCAAGAACCUCAUCAGGUGGGGCAUUGUCCCCAUGUUUGUGUGCGUGUGUGUGUGUUUGUGUGCGUGUGCGUGUUGUUUGUGUGCUCGUGUGAAUGUGUGCUGUUUUUCUUCUCAUCUCACCACGACCACCGCCGCCACCACCACCACAACCACCACCACAACGACUACCACCGCUAUUACCAUCACUCCCGUUUGUUUUCCGUUGCGUGGGCGCAGUGGUGCCGCGUUGUCUGAUGCGCAGAACGCGUCGCUGUUUGUGAAGCUGCUCAUUGUGGAGAUUUUCGGCACCGCCAUCGGCCUCUUUGGCAUCAUCGUCGCCAUCAUCCAGACACAAGGGCAGCAGUUUGGCAAGACAGAAUAAGCGGAGACACACACACAACCCGUGCUUGCAUGCCCUACCACACAUCCAAUCACCCAACAUGCAAGCCGACACACACGUCCUCUUCCCAACUCCUCCUCUCCUCCCUCUCUUGCACUCUUGUUCCAUCCACUACUCGACUCAUUAGCCUCUCUGUUCUGUGUCACGUGAGCUCGUACGUGCGCGUGGUUUCGUCUGACAUUGUUCGACAUUGUGUGCGUGUCUUUGUGUCUUGUUUGCUUCCUGUCUGUUUGCUGCGUGGGCACUAUCUUCCAACUCGUUCAUCACUGUUGUCACACCCCACGUUUCUCGUGGAUUGUUCUUGCUUCGUAUUGCACACAAGAGUAAACACCCACAGCAGCA